UAGCCGGUCGAUAGUAGACAGAACUAGUAUAGUCCACGACAUCAAAGAAUUGUCCAUCAUCACAUUACGAUUGAAAAAAAAAAAACUAUGCCUAUGAAUUUAUUGGGCCUUACAAAUGAAAGGCUCGAAGAAGUAGCCCAUGACCCAAUCCGGAAUUCAAAGAUGCACCGCCGGCCCAUCCAUAAAUGAAAAAUCCCGGCACACGAUCAAUGGAUGAAUCCGACGGUUGGAGUGGCCAUCUUUUCUUUGCGUUGAUAAUAUCAGUUUUGUUGUUUUGCUUUGCCCCAAACCAUAGGCCCGCUUCUCAAGGAAAAAGGGAAAUUGGAAAUCGGGAACCACCGUGCGUACGUGGAGGAAGGUAAGGGUGGAGGAGGUGGUGUAAACUUCUAACAGUUUCUAGAUCCGCUACCGCACCGCGCGAGCGGACACGUGGAUGGUCACUAGCGAAUUUCUGCAUUCCCUCUCUCACCUCCACGGACUAUAAAUUCAGGUCCCUACUUUUUACUUUCUCAUCAAAUUACCAGCUCGCUCUUGAUCACCUCCUUUACUAGCCACAUCUAGAUUUGAUUUCGUGUUGCCAAACAAAAACAAAAAAAAUUCCAUUAUGUCGUCGUCGUCGUGCUGCGCGGGAAACUGUGGAUGCGGCUCCGGCUGCAAGUGCGGCACCAGCUGCAGCGGAUGCAAGAUGUAUCCGGAUGUGAGCUACGCCGAGACGACCGCGGCUGCUGGGACGGUGAUCCUCGGAGUGGCGCCGGCGAAGGCCAGCUUCGAGAGCGGCGCGGGGUUCGCGGCGGAGAACGGCGGGUGCAAGUGCGGCGACAAGUGCACCUGCGACCCCUGCACCUGCAAAUGAGAAGCGAGCUAGGGAGUGUGUCUCCAAUCGAUCAUAUUUAAGAGUAUGAAAUAAUGUUUUUUGUCUUCAGUUUUCCGAUCCGUCCUGUGUUUCUAAGAUGUGUUGGUGUCGGCCGUUACGUAAUGUAUAUGGAAGGAAGGUGUCCGACUGAAUUGUAUUAGCGAUUCAGCCAGUCUUGUCUUAAUAAAGAAAGGCGUCCUGCCAAUUUGGAGUCAAUCCAUACAUGCUUUCCGUGUUCGAGUAUGCGUUUGUUUGUUUGAAUCAAAACUCGAAUCUAAU
Molecule: messenger RNA, 1132 nt
Organism: Linum trigynum
Lineage: Eukaryota; Viridiplantae; Streptophyta; Magnoliopsida; Malpighiales; Linaceae
Source: the annotation of a GenBank genome assembly